AGUAUCUGACAAACAAAAGAAAAUCCCGUCGAAACGGAAACAAAAAUCAAAUGAUUCAAAUCUUCCUUUCCACCACCGCUAACACAAUUCCUUCACCGGCAAAACCACCGCAGGAUUAUUAUUAUCUUCUUCAACGAAAGUUAAUUUCCCUUAUAAAAUCAUGCACCCAAAAGUCGCAUUUGCUCCAGAUCCAUGCGCAACUCAUUCGCACCUUUCUCUUCCAAAAACCCACAAUCUCUUUCCCUUUUUUAUCUCGUGUAGCACUCUCUCCUUUCCAAGAUGUCAGCUAUUCCCGCCAAAUUUUCUCUCAAACCCCAAACCCAUCUGUUUUCCACUAUAACACCAUGAUAAGAGUUUACUCUUCGAGCAACUCACCUAUUGAAGGAUUUUACAUGUAUCAGCAAAUGAGAAAGCGAGGUCUACGUGCAGAUCCGAUAUCAUUAUCCUUUGCUGUUAAGUGUUUCGUUAAAGUUUGUUCUUUAGUGGGCGGUGUACAGGUUCAUGCAAGGAUUUUAAGAGAUGGGCAUCAAUCUGAUAGUUUAUUACUUACUAAUUUGAUGGAUUUAUAUUCGAUUUGCCAGAAGGGUAAUGAAGCGUACAAAGUAUUUGAUGAUAUACCUCAAAGAGAUACCGUUGCAUGGAAUGUGUUGAUUUCUUGUUAUAUUCGUAACCAUAGGACCAAGGAUGUCUUAGGUGUAUUUGAUCAUUUGGCGAGUGGUGACUUUGGUUGCGAACCAGAUGAUGUUACCUGCUUGCUUCUGCUUCAGGCUUGUUCGAACUUGGGUGCUCUUGAAUUUGGUGAAAAGGUUCAUGGUUAUGUUGAAGAACACGGGUAUGGUGAUGCAAUGAAUUUGUGCAAUUCGCUUAUAGCGAUGUAUUCGCGGUGUGGGUGUUUGGAUAAGGCCUAUAAUGUAUUCAAGAGAAUGCCUAAGAAAAAUGUGGUUACUUGGAGUGCAAUGAUUUCUGGUUUUGCAAUGAAUGGGCAUGGAAGAGAAGCUAUUCAAGCAUUUGAAGAGAUGCAAAGAAUUGGUAUUUUGCCUGAUGAUCAAACUUUUACUGGAGUUCUCUCUGCUUGUAGCCAUUGCGGGUUGGUCGAUGAGGGAAUGCUGUUUUUUGAAAGAAUGAACCGAGAAUUUGGCAUUGCUCCUAAUGUUCAUCAUUAUGGGUGUAUUGUUGAUCUUUUAGGUCGUGCUAGUCAACUUGAUAGGGCAUAUCAGCUUAUAAUGUCAAUGAAGGUCAAGCCAGAUUCAACAAUAUGGAGGACUUUGCUAGGGGCUUGUAGGAUUCAUCGGCAUGUUAUGCUUGCAGAACGAGUGGUUGGACAUUUAAUUGAGCUUAAGGCACAAGAGGCAGGGGAUUAUAUUUUAUUAUUAAAUAUAUAUUCUUCAGUUGGGAAUUGGGAGAAGGUGACAGAACUGAGAAGGUUUAUGAAGGAGAAAGGAAUACAAACUACACCUGGCUGUAGUUCAAUUGAAUUGAACGGUCAGGUCCAUGAGUUUGUUGUGGAUGAUGUUUCUCAUCCACGAAAGGAUGAAAUUUACGAGAUGCUUGAUGAGAUUAAUACGCAGCUCAAGAUUGCUGGUUAUGUUGUUGAAAUAACAUCUGAAUUGCACAAUUUGGGUGCAGAAGAAAAACAAUAUGUGCUUUCUUAUCAUAGCGAGAAGUUGGCAAUUGCGUUUGGAAUUCUUUCAACACCACCAGGCACAACAAUCAGAGUAGCCAAGAAUCUUCGGACUUGUGUUGAUUGCCACAAUUUUGCUAAGUUUGUUUCUGGGGUUUAUAAUCGACAAGUAAAUAUUAGGGAUCGUACUAGGUUUCAUCAUUUCCGUGAAGGAAGCUGUUCUUGCAAUGACUACUGGUGAUGAAAGUUGGAGACUAUUAUCAGGAUGCAACAUUUGGGGUUGGACAACACAAAGAUCAAGUAUCAGGAAGCAGUAAGGGAUUUUUUACAGCAAGUGAAAGGACAAGCUUCAAUGGGGAUCAAUUUGUCUUGACAGGACACACGAAUGGUUUAAAUUUUGGCAUUCCUAAGCCGUGGAUCAUCUCACGAGGUCAAAAGAAAAAAAGCGAGAGGAGCUGCAGUUUCAGGUUAGGGCUGUACUGCAGCUGAAUUGUGAGAGGAUUUUGGAAUUUUCUUGGAUUGAUACUGAACUUCAUGCAUAACAGGAUUCAUAUUUUUUUGUAUUUUCUCAGUGAAGUGAAGACAUGUAUCUUACAGCUUGGUAGUUUAGUCAUAAAGGAUCGAUGAAUCGUUUGAAAUAUUGAAAUGAGUAAUUUGUCAUGAUCAAGAAACUACCGCGUCGUUUUAUAAUGAAAGUUGUCAGGAACAUGUUUUAUGGCCCCUGAUAUUGAUACA
Molecule: messenger RNA, 2356 nt
Organism: Jatropha curcas
Lineage: Eukaryota; Viridiplantae; Streptophyta; Magnoliopsida; Malpighiales; Euphorbiaceae
Source: RefSeq, a predicted model, not a curated record